Messenger RNA from Cooperia oncophora, 417 nucleotides. The record is from the annotation of a GenBank genome assembly. Lineage: Eukaryota; Metazoa; Nematoda; Chromadorea; Rhabditida; Trichostrongylidae.
AUGAUCACAGGCAUCGUGUGUGCAACGCUUUUUUUCUUGGCUCUGCAUGAUGUGAUCGGAGACCACGGCGCAUGCUCUCCAUGGAUUUAUAACGUCCAAACUGAGAAAUGUUACAGAAAAUACUGCUUGAGCUACGACAGAAAGCUUGCCGAGUCACACUGCAACAUGGUGGGAGGACAUUUGGUGACCAUCUGCGACAAAGAAGAAAAUGAGUUCGUUGCGUCGGUGCAAAAUGCAACUUCAGAGCGUGGUACGAAGGAGAACCAAACAAUAGUGGAGGGAGACGACGAGACAGACGUUGAGAUAUUUACUGAUAUCGAACGUUACACUGUGUGGAACGAUAUCAAAUCAUACUAUAAACCCGCUUACUUCGUCUGUGAAAGAAAAAAUUGUCCAUUGGAAGACUCAGAUGGCUAA